CAAGAAUCAAGUCAGUGUAAUUUCAUGGGGUUUUUUUUUCCCCCCCAAUAAUUUUGCCUAGAGUUUGGCACUCCCUUCGCCGGGAAUAACAGUCUUUGUUAUUUUAUUAGCAGGAUGCCUUGAGACACACGCAGCAUCUGGCGGAGGAUUAACAUACAUACAUGUGUAUGUGUGCGUCACGUAUAUAUUUACUGCAAAUGGUGGGGAUCAUUUAGUGCCCGAGAUGGGAGACUUGAAGUCAGGUUUUGAAGAGGUGGAUGGCGUGAGGCUCGGCUACCUCAUCAUUAAAGGAAAGCAAAUGUUUGCCCUCUCCCAAGUCUUUACGGAUCUUCUGAAAAAUAUCCCGAGGACGACCGUGCACAAGCGCAUGGAUCAUCUGAAAGUGAAAAAGCACCACUGCGACCUGGAGGAGUUGCGGAAACUCAAGGCAAUCAACAGCAUCGCCUUCCACGCCGCCAAAUGCACGCUCAUCUCCCGGGAAGACGUGGAAGCGCUCUACACUUCCUGCAAAACCGAGCGUGUGCUCAAGACCAAGCGCAGGAGGGUCGGCCGGGCCCUCGCCACAAAGGCGCCGCCGCCAUUUCGCCCCCCCGCGGCCAGCCCCCGCCCGGGUUUUUGGAAGGACAAGCACCAACUUUGGCGGGGCCUGAGCGGAGCUGCGCGGCCCCUGCCAAUCAGCGCGCAGUCCCCGCGCCCGGGCGCCGCCGCUGCGCGCCCCGCCGCCCAUCUACCUCAGAUUUUUAACAAAUACCCGGGCUCGCACUACCCGGAAAUCGUGCGCUCGCCUUGCAAACCCUCUCUAAACUAUGAAACUGCCCCGCUUCAGGGAAACUACGUCGCUUUCCACUCGGACCCUGCUUAUUUUCGGAGCCUGCUGUACCACCACCACCAUCACCGGGCCCAGCAGCCGCAACAGACCCACCACCCCCCUCACCACCACCGGCCGCAGCCCCAUCUGGGCAGCUUUCCCGAGAGUUGCAGCAGCGACUCCGAGUCCAGCUCCUACUCGGAUCAUGCAGCCAACGAUUCGGAUUUUGGCUCCAGUUUGUCCAGCUCUAGCAACUCUGUGUCCUCAGAGGAAGAGGAGGAGGAGGGAGAGGAGGAGGAGGAAGAGGAAGAGGAGGAGGAGGAGGAGGAGGAGGGGGGCAGUUGGGCCUCGGAUUCCAGUGAAGUCAGCUCGGAGGAGGAGGACUCGUCCACAGAGUCAGACUCCAGCUCCGGCUCCAGCCAAGUGUCAGUGCAGAGCAUCCGUUUCAGGCGCACCAGCUUCUGCAAGCCUCCUAGCGUGCAGGCGCAGGCCAACUUCUUGUACCAUCUGGCCUCAACCAAACCCGCUGCUUUCGAGGAUGCCGGCAGACUUCCCGACCUCAAGAGUAGUGUCAAAGCGGAGUCGCCGGAGGAGUGGAAUCUGCACGGCUGGGCCCCCAAAGCGUCUCCGGUGUACUGCCCGGCCAGCCUGGGGAGUUGUUUCACAGAGAUAAGGAACGAUAGGGUAUCUGAGAUUACAUUCCCACACUCUGAAAUUUCCAGUACUGUAAAGAGAACUGACCUGACAAUUAACUGCCUGGCAGAGGGGGCCUCUUCACCUAGCCCAAAGACAAACAAUGCAUUUCCACAACAAAGAAUACCCCGAGAGGCUAGGAAAUGCCUACAAGCAACUCCUACUACACACUGUGCAGAUAACAACACAAUAGCUGCUAGGUUCUUAAAUAAUGAUUCUUCAGGAGCAGCGGCAAAUUCAGAAAAAGAUUCCAAACUCCCUCAUUGUCCUGAAUUUGCUACGGAUUUACCCUCUUCACAAACUGACCCUGCAGUGGAUGCAGCAGCAGCAACUAAAGCCGAGGAUCAGUGCACUGACAUAGGAGACAAGACCUUGCCAUUUCUGCACAACAUUAAAAUCAAGGUAGAAGACAGUAGUGCUAAUGAAGAAUAUGAACCUGACCUUAUUACAAAUAAGCUAAAGUGUGAGUGCAAUGAUACAAAGGGUGAGUUUUACAGUGUGACUGAAAGUAAAGAGGAGGACGCCUUGUUAACCACAGCCAAGGAAGGUUUUGCAUGCCCUGAAAAAGAAACUCCUUCCUUAAAUCCACUGGCUCAGAGUCAGGGCCUUUCAUGCACUUUAGGUUCUCCAAAACCUGAGGAUGGGGAAUAUAAAUUUGGUGCCAGGGUGAGAAAAAAUUACCGGACACUAGUGCUGGGAAAACGACCUGUCCUUCAGACACCUCCAGUCAAACCAAAUUUGAAAUCAGCUAGAAGCCCUCGUCCUACAGGUAAAACUGAGACACAUGAAGGAACACUGGAUGAUUUUACAGUUAUAAACAGACGCAAAAAGGUAGCCAGCAAUGUAGCAUCAGCAGUGAAAAGGCCAUUUAAUUUCAUGGCAAAUUUUCCUUGUCCACCAUCACUCAUUAUUGGGAAGGAUGGGGAUUUGUGGCCGGCGUAUUCCUUAAAUACCACUAAGGAUUCCCAACCUCCUCACAAGGCCCAUCCUAUAUGGAAAUGGCAGCUGGGCGGUUCUGCAAUACCUCUUCCACCUAGUCACAAAUUCAGGAAAUUUAAUUCAUAAAAAUGUUUUGGAAGAUAUUUUCUUGAACCAUAUUACCUUCCUUUUGUUGUAAACUGCACAGGAUGGUUUGUACAAGUCCAUUAAUGUGUUACACCCCUUUUGGAGUCCUGGUUUAUCGCAUUUUGAAGACAGAAAUCGGAUUACUUUUUUUCCAUUG
Molecule: messenger RNA, 2723 nt
Organism: Tupaia belangeri chinensis (Chinese tree shrew)
Lineage: Eukaryota; Metazoa; Chordata; Mammalia; Scandentia; Tupaiidae
Gene: SKIDA1
Product: SKI/DACH domain containing 1
Source: RefSeq, a predicted model, not a curated record